This is a messenger RNA of Pseudophryne corroboree (corroboree frog), 4018 nucleotides long. Its product is annotated as cadherin-9-like. The transcript has 15 exons. Gene Ontology annotation, cellular component: adherens junction; catenin complex; plasma membrane. Gene Ontology annotation, biological process: multicellular organism development; calcium-dependent cell-cell adhesion; cell-cell adhesion mediated by cadherin. The record is from RefSeq and is a predicted model, not a curated record. Gene Ontology annotation, molecular function: calcium ion binding; cadherin binding. Lineage: Eukaryota; Metazoa; Chordata; Amphibia; Anura; Myobatrachidae. The coding region runs from base 710 to 3067 and encodes 785 amino acids.
CCACAUGCUGCAGCUGAAAAGGCAGUUGGUGCUGGCAGUUGGGUGGCUGAAAAAAAUGCUGCUGAGAGGGACGGUGCUGAGUGUCCUAAUGCUGGGCCUCUGAUAUCUGAGGAGAGGAGAAGAAGCUGAGGAGCAGCCAAAAAGAGGGACUAGAAGUGAGGAGUGGCUUGUCUGUGUGACGCCCAGUGCUGCUGACUAUAUAACUGAUGACUGUAUUGCCCUGUGUAACCUGCUGCACCAGGCCAGCUGAGUUUGUGCAGAUGUUUCCAUGGUGAUGGUGUACACAGUAACCGGGAAGCGUCAUCGGCUGGGCAGGCUUGUCAGUGUGAGAUGACGCAAACGGAUGUCCGCCCCCGGGGCUCCGGGGAUCAUGCACGUGUGGUGAUAUUUUUGUGUAUAAAGCAGCACAAUCUCCUCAACUCUGCGACUUGUAAAUGAAUCAGAAGCUUUGAAUGGAAACCAAUCAGAUAGCCUAUUUGACUGCAAUUGCUUGCUUGUCAGAGUUACAAUAACAUUGGAAGAGGGAUCCUCUUGAUAAGAACAGAUAUAGCUGUGAAGUUACUAUACUGUAAGCUUUGGGAAGAAUGCAAUGACAGCAUCCUGCUGGACAUAGAUUAAUAUACUUAAUGUGUAUACAUACUUUGUACUAAGAAGCUAAUACUGGAAGAAAGGAUCAUAAAGUUGAAGCUGCUUUUUUUCUAAGCAAAUAAUGAAGGCUCAUUACAAUUUACAUUUGAUCAUGUGUACUAAUAUAAUUCUUAUGACACAUGCAACACCUUUGGAUAGAACUUCAUUGGAUUACAUCCCCAGAGAAAAGCGCAGCUUAUCUGAAGAUGACAUGACAGUCUUGCAUCGUUCAAAGCGGGGCUGGAUGUGGAACCAAUUUUUUUUGCUUGAGGAAUACACAGGUUCAGAAACACAAUAUGUAGGAAAGUUGUAUACAGAUCAAGAUAAAGGAGAUGGAAAUUUAAAGUACAUUUUAUCAGGAGAUGGAGCUGGCAGUGUGUUUACUAUAGAUGAAAAUACUGGAGACAUUCAAGCUGCAAAGAGAUUGGAUAGAGAAGAAAAGGCUACUUACAUACUUCGUGCCAAAGCAAUAGACAAAAAGACAGGAAGACAAGUAGAACCCGAAUCUGAAUUUAUUAUUAAAAUCCAUGACAUUAAUGAUAAUGAACCAAAGUUUACCCAGGAUAUUUAUACUGCUACUAUCCCUGAAAUGUCAGAAGUUGGUACCUCUGUAAUUCAGGUGACUGCCAUAGAUGAUGAUGACCCUUCAUAUGGAAAUAGUGCAAGAGUUGUAUAUAGCAUUAUACAAGGACAACCAUAUUUCUCAGUUGAUCCUGAUACAGGCAUAAUCAAAACUGCUCUGCCAGAUAUGAGCAGAGAGAACAGGGAACAUUACCAAGUGGUUAUUCAGGCCAAAGAUAUGGGUGGCCAGAUGGGAGGAUUAUCUGGGACCACCACGGUGAACAUCACACUGACUGAUGUCAAUGACAAUCCGCCUAGAUUCCCACAGAGUAUCUACCAGUUUGUCUGUUUAGAGUCUGCAUACUUAGGAACAGCAAUUGGCAGAAUAAAAGCCAAUGAUGCAGACAUGGGGAAGAAUGCUGAGAUUAUAUACAGUAUUAUUGAUGGAAAUGCCAAAGACUUAUUUGAGAUAAUCACAGAACAGAAUACACAGGAUGGAAUCAUAAUGGUUAAAAAGCUGCUGGACUUUGAAAGUCAUAAAAUGCACACAUUUGAGGUUGAAGCUGCUAAUACUUAUGAAGACCCAAGAUUUACACACCUUAGGUCGUUUAAGGAUACAGCUAUUGUGAAAGUUCUGCUACAAGAUGUAGACGAGGCUCCCAUUUUUAAUAGACCUUUUUAUGUAUUUGAAGUAAAUGAAGAUAUCAAAGAAGGAAGCAUAAUUGGCCAUGUAACUGCUCGGGAUCCUGAUUCUGCAAACACUUCUCUAACAUAUAGUAUUGACCACAACACAGACCUGGAGGGAAUAUUUCAAAUAAACUCAUCGAAUGGGUCUUUAACUUUAGUCAAAUCUCUUGACCGUGAAACAACACCAUGGCAAAACAUAACAAUAUUGGCAACAGAGACAAAAAAUCCCAAUCUUAGUGGACAUGUUCAAGUGUAUAUUAAGUUAUUGGAUAUUAAUGAUCAUGCACCAGAAUUUGCACAACAUUAUGAGACUUUUGUGUGUGAAAAUGCAAAGCCGGGUCAGCUUAUUCAAACAGUAAGUGCUAAAGACAAAGAUGAACCUCCUCGGGGACAUAAAUUUUUCUUUGAAAUGGUGCCAGAAUUUUCUGUGAAUCCAAACUUUACAGUUCUCGACAAUAAAGACAACACAGCAAGUAUUUUAACAAAAAGAAACAGAUAUAAUCGGCAUAAAAUAAAUACAUAUACCUUGCCAAUAAUGAUUUUUGACAAUGAUUAUCCGGUUCAAAGCAGUACUGAAACAUUGACAAUACAAGUAUGUGCCUGUGACAACAAAGGAAAUGUGCAUUCAUGCAAUGCAGAGGCUUUCUUACUUCCAGUUGGAUUGAGCACCGGUGCAUUAAUUGCGAUUUUACUUUGCAUCAUCAUACUUCUUACAUUAGUGGUCCUUUUUGCAGCGUUAAAGAGACACAGAAAAAAAGAGCCAUUAAUAGUAUCAAAGGAUAAUGUACGAGAUAAUGUUGUCACCUAUAAUGACGAAGGAGGAGGUGAAGAAGAUACACAAGCAUUUGAUAUUGGUGCACUAAGACAUCCUGAAGCCAGAGAGGAAACUAAAUACAGAAGAGACAUCAUCCCCGACAGUAUAUUUCAUAUACAAAGGACAAUUCCUCUAUGGGAAAAUGUUGAUGUGCAAGAAUUUAUUCAAAUGAGAAUAAAAGAAAAUGAUGCAGAUACAACUGCUCCUCCUUAUGACUCACUGGCAACUUAUGCUUAUGAAGGUAAUGAUUCAAUUGCCGAGUCACUAAGCUCCUUAGAAUCACUUGCAGUUGAUGAGACUCAUGAUUAUCAUUAUCUUAAUGACUGGGGGCCUCAUUUUAAAAAACUGGCAGAUAUGUAUGGAUAUGAAAGUGACUAAUGCACUUUUUGUAAUUUUAUAUACAUUUAACAUUUAUUCCUGAGGAGGGCAAUGAGAUAAUUUCAAAUACCACAAGGUCUAUGUGAGUGCUAGAAUUUCUGCUCAUAUACAUAUGUGUCUUUUUACACCAAGCGUCAAUAUGCAAGGAGUGAGACAUAUGCCAUGACUUGUCUUUACAUGCAGGGAAACAUCACCCAGUCUGCACAACUGAUGCUAGGUUGCAAUUAUAAGUGCACAGGAAUUAAUUUUUAACAUGUACAAAGUCGCAGAUGAAACACAAGAAAACUUGGUGUGGAAGAAAGUCACUGCAUAAUAGCACUUUGUCUACAGAUGCAGACUCAUUUGCGCACAGAUGUACAAAUGUCACACAUUAAGUUCAUUAGUGUAAUCUAUCAAAGUAGUUUUGUCACAUAAAGUUGUUUUAUUACUGUGAAUAAGAUGAACAUUUUGAGUGAACAAGGAGCUUAGUGCUGCCGAGUCACAUGGGACAUGGCAUGCAGAGAGGCGCUGAUUGGUACAACUGCAGCAAUGGUGUAUGAGGAUAAAUCUGUGUGUGUGUACAGUAUAUGUAUAUAUUUAUACAGUUAGGUCUCCAUGAGAGUGCAUCAAAUGCAGCAAUCAUUAUUUUUUAUUGCACAAUGAUUCUUUAAAAUACAAAAUGCAGAAAGAUAUACAGAUAUUACAUCAUGCAGCAGUAAGAUACAUACAGUACUUUAUGAGUAAUUGAUCAACGUUUCAGGACCCUUCCCUCAGGUUUAUCUAAGUACUGCAUGUGUUUGUCAUAGAGGAAAUAAUAGCAACAUUCAGACACAUUAGAUAAAAAAAAUUAAAUCUAAAAUGAUCUCUCUGCUCCUAGAUGAAAAAUUCUGAGUUGUCCAGAUUAAUGAAGGCACAGGUGUGUUCGAAAUAUAUUGAGCAUUAUGUUUGACUUUUAGCAGUAAAUAUAUAUAU